Molecule: messenger RNA, 1302 nt
Organism: Acaulospora morrowiae
Lineage: Eukaryota; Fungi; Glomeromycota; Glomeromycetes; Diversisporales; Acaulosporaceae
Source: the annotation of a GenBank genome assembly
AUGACGGCGGCGACCACUAAUUCGACUUCUUUGAUAAGUGACAAGGGAAUUACACAAGUUCUGAUACCACCCGCACCAUCUCCAAAAAGUCGGUUUGCUUCUCUAAGACAUUGGUAUUCGCGGUCUGAAAAAACCUCGGAAGCAGCAGAAGCUCGUCUUUUGAGUCGACUUCAAUUCUUUUCUAUCGGAGGCAAGACGGUCGCUACACCUGAUGAAUCAAAAACAAUCGCCCGCGUUGGAUUGGUUGAUCUGGACGGAGAUGACCUGAGAAAAAUUAAUACCUUGGUUAUCGAUCAAGUUGGCAAUGAUUUUGUCGUUAACGAUCAUUCAAUUGCCGGUUCUGAGUCUAUUACCGAUAAUAGACUUGGAUACAGUUCGGAGCCGCAGACAGAAAUUUCCAUUCAAUCAGGUACAACUGCCAUUGAGGAAGUUCCAUCGACGAAGAAAAAUUUAGUAAUGUGUCACGGUUUUGGAGCGGGACUUGGUUUUUUUUAUCGAAAUUAUCAUAGCCUCAGUCAGGUCCCUGGAUGGAGGAUAUAUAGUUUAGACUGGUUAGGCAUGGGAAGAUCAUCAAGAGUAAAAUUUACUGUGAAAGGGCGUAACGUUGAUGAAUCAGUUGAAGAGGCAGAAAAUUUUUUUGUGGAUUCACUCGAGAAAUGGAGGAAAGUGCAGAAAAUUGAGAAGAUGACGCUGCUCGGUCACUCGCUUGGAGGUUAUUUUGCAGCGGUAUACGCAUUAAAGUAUCCUCAACACGUGGAUCGGUUAAUUCUGGUGUCUCCCGCUGGAAUUCCACCAAAUCCCUACGAAAACAACAAAAAUAUGAAAAGUAGCGGUGGUCGUACUAUACCUGGAUGGGUGAUAAAAUUAUGGGAAGCUAACAUUACACCACAAUUAAUUAUGAGAUGGGCAGGGCCAUUUGGCCCAUCAUUAGUCUCUCAAUAUACAACUCGCCGAUUUGCUCAUCUAGAUGUACAAGAUCAAAUUGAUUUGCAUGAUUAUCUCUAUCACAUUUCAGCCGCGCCUGGUAGCGGUGAAUAUGCCUUGUCUAAAAUUCUGGCACCAGGUGCCUACGCGCGAAAGCCACUGAUGAAUCGAUUAGAAGGUUUGAAAAUGCCAACUGUUUUUCUAUAUGGAGAAGAGGAUUGGAUGGAUUAUCGCGCCGCUGAGAAAGCUAGUUCAAAGAUGCGUGUUCCCACAAAAGUUAUUCGGAUUCCAGAUGCCGGUCAUCACUUAUAUCUUGAUAAUCCCGUUGAAUUUGAUAAAGCUGUAAUUUCUGUGAUGUUGGAAGUUGGAGAGAAUUAA